Molecule: messenger RNA, 3317 nt
Organism: Schistocerca gregaria
Lineage: Eukaryota; Metazoa; Arthropoda; Insecta; Orthoptera; Acrididae
Gene: Pde8
Product: high affinity cAMP-specific and IBMX-insensitive 3',5'-cyclic phosphodiesterase 8
Exons: 22
Coding region: 323-3064 (913 amino acids)
Biological process (GO): regulation of DNA-templated transcription; positive regulation of ERK1 and ERK2 cascade; phosphorelay signal transduction system
Molecular function (GO): 3',5'-cyclic-nucleotide phosphodiesterase activity
Source: RefSeq, a predicted model, not a curated record
UUCCGAGCAGCGGAGGACCCUGGUCGCAACCGGUGAGCCUCACUUCUUCCGCCGAAACUUCUCGCACUCAUUUUCGCUGUCAGUGCGAAGGGUGGUUCCCUGCAUCCUGCCGAUUUAUUUCGCCACUGCUGCAAAAUCCGUGAGCCUCCGUGGAUGGCAGAAUGAUACAGUUCCUCUGAAAAACUGGGGAGAAUGCAACCACUUCGCUUCACAGUACUUCUGUAGAACUGUAUCUUCGUUCCAUCUGUUCACAUUUAUACUGCGUGCGAUGAGCACGGCACACUGAGGGAGGCGCGCGCCGGCCGGCGUGGCAUGUGAGGGCAUGGGCUGCACGCCCAGCUCGCUGCAGCAGCGCUACCAUGGGGCCGACGCCAUGGACGUGAAGGCGGCCAACACCUCUCCCAGUGCAGGGGGCGGUACCAGUUCGCCUCGAACGUGGCGCUUCCGCAAGGGCCACGCGGACAAAGACAAAGACAAAGACAAGACAGGUGCCGCAGCCGAAAAUGCCGACAAGCCCGUGGUCGUCACCAAGUACUUCGUCUCGCAGAGGUCAUCUUUGGAGCUCCGGUUUGGCUACCUCACCAAAACCAACAACCAAACUCCGCUAAAAGUGCUGCUGGCGAUCGGCCGCGAUGACGCGCAGAGUGACACGUUGCGGUCGGCGGCGGAGCGGCUGGGCUACGACUGUCGCGUCGUGCGCAGCCGGGACGCUUGCGUCGAGUCGUUCCAGGCGGCGCCGCCAGAGGUCGUCAUCAUCGACUGCCGCUACCCACGCAACCUGGACGGCGAGGCUACUUGCCGGGCGAUAAGGAACAGAAAAUCCAGCCAGUACACGGUGAUAGUCGCCCUCGUUCGAAGGAGAAUGUGCAGUUUCUGCCUCGGGCUGCUGCACGACGGUCCUCGCGAAACGAAUGAAGCUUCAGUCAAUCAUGCCACGGCGGAAAAGGAAGAGGCAGCCGUCAUUCCGUACCUGAACGCCGGCUUUAACAGGUGGCUGCUGGAGUCGACGAGCGCCGGCCUGUGCAUGAGCGAGCUGCUGCAGCUGGAGCACAGCGACGUGGCGCCGCGCCUCCAGCUGGCCGCCGCGCAGGCACUCUUCGUCGCCGUGGAGCGCAGCCGCGACGCCAUACACAUCACCGACAGCAGCCACACCAUACAGUACGUGAAUCGCGCCGGCGAGAAGAUAUCGGGCUACAGCCAGCGCGAGCUGCUGGGGCGGAACGUGCUGGAGCUGAACCAGAUGGAGGGCAAGGAGCUGAUGUUCCAGCAGUUGAGCCGCGGCCGCGAGUGGGAGGGCACGGUGGCGUGGCCGCGCAAGGGCCCGGCCGCCGCCUCCGCCUCCACCGCCGCCAUCACCGCCCCCAUCGCCACCCCCACCGCUGGCAGCGCCGGCGGCGAGACGACCGCCGCAGCCACCCCGCCUCCCGUGCCACUCGCCUGCCGCGUGCUGCCCGUCGCCAUCACCGGCAGACCACCGUCGCACUUCGUGUUCAUCCACGAGGUGCCUGGCCCCGGGAUGGGGAAGCGAGCCUCCGACUCUGGCUCGGCGUACCCCACGCAGCGCGGCAGCCUGCACUCCGUGAGGCGCAACUCCUACGACAUCCGCUCCGUCUCCAGCGACGGAAUUCGGCGGCAGAGCAUCGCCAAACUGCACAACCUGUCGAUCGAGGCGCCAAUCACCAAGGUCAUCUCUCUCAUCGCCACCGCGCAGGAGACGUCCUCACCGGAAGUGGUUCACAUGCUUGAUAAGGUGGUGGACAUCCUGCGCACCACCGAGCUCUACUCGCCCGUCAUGAAGGAGGACAAGGUGCGGCCGGGAGACCCCGUCACCAGCGACCUCAUCUCUGCGCUGCUGUCCGGCAGCGCGACUCCAGUGAAUGUGACGCGGCGAAGCUCCAACGACUCGGCCGUUUCGCGCGGCGCUUCGAGCGGCGGUCUACGGGCCACGGUGCGCGCGGGCAAGAUGUCCGCCCAGCUGCGAGAGGUGCUCGACAUGGCCCUCCUCUGGGAGUUCAACGUCUUCAAGCUCGAGAAGCUCUCCGCAAACAGGCCGCUGGUAUACUUGGGCAUGAAUCUGAUGACGCACUUCGAGGUGCCGCAGACGCUGGGCUGCGACGAAGCGACCCUGCACAACUGGCUCACCAUCAUCGAGAUCAACUACCACACGUCCAACACGUACCACAACUCGACGCACGCGGCCGACGUCCUGCAGGCGUGCGCCAACUUCCUGGAUCGCGAGCGGCUGCGCCAGCUUCUGGAGCCGCUCGACGAAGCCACCUGCCUCAUCGCCGCCGCCGCACACGACGUCGACCACCCGGGCAAGUCCAGUGCAUUCCUGUGCAAUGCAGGCAACCCAUUGGCCAUCCUGUACAAUGACAUGUGCGUUCUGGAGUCACACCAUGCGGCGCUCACCUUCAAACUCACCCUGUCUGACGACAGGGUGAAUAUCUUCAAAGGACUGGAACGCGACAUGUACAAACGAGCUCGUCAGAGUGUCAUAGACAUGAUCCUAGCUACGGACAUGACAAAGCAUUUUGAACAUCUAGCCAAGUUUGUCAACGUAUUUGCCAAACCUACCACUCGUGAUGAAGACCCAGCGACAGAGGUGGGUUCCGAUUCAGCUGAUAUGAACAAUUUCUUGACGGCACCAGAAAAUAUUGCAGUUGUAAAACGCAUGCUGAUAAAGUGUGCAGAUGUGAGCAAUCCAGCAAGACCACUGAGGCUCUGUGUUGAGUGGGCUCGCAGGAUUGCUGAAGAAUAUUUCAGCCAGACUGAUGAAGAAAAGGCAGCCAACCUUCCAGUAAUGAUGCCUAUGUUUGACAGAACUACUUGUUCUAUACCCAAGUCACAGAUAGGUUUCAUGGAUUUCAUAAUCAAUGACAUGUUUGAAGCAUGGGAAGCUUUCAUUGAGAUGCCUGAGUUGAUGAACUACAUUGAAACAAACUACCGAUUCUGGCAAGAAAAAGAAGCACAGGGUGUAACAACAAUUGCUGAUCUGAAAAUGGAGCCUUGUUCUAUUGAUCUUGUAGAAGAGGAUGGAGAAGGCUCAGUUUCAGCAUCAUAGACCUCUGUUCUUCACGUUGCUCUUCACUGUCAUAUUCAUUGAGCAUGUUGUCCUAAGUAACAACACAAGUUUCAUAUACCAAAUCCGUCAUCAGUGUUUAUACUGUGUUUAUUGUCUAUUGUAGAUAAGUGUUUUAUAUGAACUUCAAGACAUUUCUGUGAGAAAAUGCAACAAGUGUGUGGAAAUAAUGAAUGAAUUCAACAGAUAUGUAUCUUUGAUGUGCUAUGAACUGAAUAUAGCCAUAUUGUUUUAA